This is a messenger RNA of Fomitopsis serialis, 747 nucleotides long. RefSeq lists its product as uncharacterized. Lineage: Eukaryota; Fungi; Basidiomycota; Agaricomycetes; Polyporales; Fomitopsidaceae. The record is from RefSeq and is a predicted model, not a curated record. The transcript is spliced from 6 exons. The coding region runs from base 1 to 747 and encodes 248 amino acids.
AUGCCCCAUGAUGGUGAUUCCCCUGAAAGUGGAGAUGAGGAUGCCUUAGGAGAGGACAAUGACAUGGACAAGGAGGGAUCCAUAGAGGGUGGUCCACCUGCUGUCUGGGUACCACCCAUGGCCUUACCUGCACCCAUCAAGAAGACAUUGUUUCAGAAGGACACAGAGCUGGAGAAUGUCAUACAUGCAGGUGUUGGGAGCCACAAACAUCAAAGCAUGCAGGUACAGGACUCAAACAACAUCCAGCCCAGGCAGUUUCAGAAUAUGCAGUUGCCAAUUCAAUGUGGAGCCAGCAACAAGGUCGAGAUGCCUCAGGUUGCGGUGCUGUACACUCUGCCUCAAAUUAAUUCCCCACCACCCUUGUCUAACCAAGACAUUGAGGAUGAAACAGAGAUGAAGAAGGGGAGGCUUGCAAAGUGCCCUCACACAAGUAAUGCCAGCAGAAGCUCAUCAACUCCAGCCUCUCCUGACCACAAGAAGAUCCAACUGGCCAAACCAGUGCUCUUGUUCCCAACAGAAGUUGCUCUGGUGCAUGUUACCAAUGUAGCCAUGCACCUUAUCAAUGAGUCUGUUCUCAUCUACCUUCCGAUUGUGGAGCCAUUACAAUCCCUGAGGCACAAAGGAAUCAUUCUUAUGACUGGAGGGGAUGUAACACUUAGCAUGGAGCUCAAUGUGGCAGCUUGGAGCCCAAUAUGGAAAGUGGUGAACAUGGCAUGUGACCUAACCAAUGGCACUGGGCUCCAUUAA